Messenger RNA from Phlebotomus papatasi, 3801 nucleotides. RefSeq lists its product as uncharacterized. The coding region runs from base 47 to 2344 and encodes 765 amino acids. The transcript is spliced from 4 exons. The record is from RefSeq and is a predicted model, not a curated record. NCBI's taxonomy places the organism in Eukaryota, Metazoa, Arthropoda, Insecta, Diptera, Psychodidae.
AAUUCGCGUUCGGGAGUCUCGUCAAGUCAAUGAAGACCAACGAAGUAUGGGCAGCAUUGGCAGAUACAUUGGUGGAAAUAUGGGAUACAUGGGCAAUGGUUCAAUGGGCAUUGAAUAUCCAUAUGAGAAUAACUCCAAUCACUAUCAAUUGUGGAAGCCUCCGAGUGGGUAUUUCCCACGCGGAGAGGCUCCUCCGCCGUACGAGGAAGCUGUGGCAAUGAAUAUGCAAAAUUCCUGCACUGUCAGUGUAGCUACAACAACCCACCGAACAGUGCCAAUUAACAUCUGCCCAGGCGACAGUGCCAGUGAAAAUGCCCCAUCGAACAUCACAACUAACACGACUAAUCUCAUUAAUAUCAAUAUUAACAAUGCCGGAAGUAUAACAGCUGUGGCAGCUGGUGAAAAUCAUCAGAUUAACAAUUCCAUCUCAGCCAUUCAAAAUAAUAGCACUUCCAAUGCACUAACUGCAAGUGGUCAGGCUGGUCAGGUGCAGCCGAGAUCCACACAGACCCAAUUCAAUUGCACUUCAGCGGCUUGUAUGGUUGAAAAUGGGGGAAAUGUGACUAACACUUCGUCUGCUGUUUGUUCAUAUAUGGCAUCGUCGCAAGAGCCAAAGAAUAUUGGGCAAUGUGGAGUAGAUUCGAAUACGGCUGGGGGUCAGAUUUGUUUGAGAUCGCCCUGCAAUGGACGUUCAAUUGCUGCUACAGAGAUUGAGACUCCAAGUGUACAGGAUAAACCGACAGGAAGUUCAGAAGUGGAGGCUGAAUUGAAGCCAACACCAAUUUUGCCGCCACCUCUUUUUGACGGUAGCAAAUCCCUAACGAGGGACUACAACAGUGGCUCUAAGACGCCAUCCACUUAUCGAAGGUACCAUCGGACAAUCCCACGGCACUUUACAACCAGUGACGGUGCUAAAGUGGACAAGAAAACCUGUCAGUGUCCCAUUCAGCAUGUGCCAAUGACCUAUAUGGGAGCUAGUCAUCUCAAUUCUGUGCCACAGAGUAUGUUUCUCACGGGGUUGCCCACGAAAUUGAUCAGCAGCAGGAAUAAGAUGAAGGUGAAGACUGAAGAAGGAGGUACACAAGCCAACAAUUUGGAAGCCAAUUCGGCAAAUUGUACAAAUAGUUUGAAGCGUGGGAGAUCUCCGAGUUCAGCAAAAGCAGAAACCAAUCCUGCUGUUAGUCCAGGAAAUGCCAGUACUCCAUCAAGUACUUCUUCUUCUUCACACAAAAUUCCCACAAUCUCCAAGUACGUUCUGAAUUCGGAGAUGAACAAGGCCACUACUGAAGUUGAACUGCAUCACACGAAUUCCCUGCCACAGACACCAAAUCAGGCCCAUCCGCGUCAUGUUCAAUCCAUCCUGAAAAAUGCUACAACUCCGUGUGGAAAAAGUGGACCAGCAGCACUGACCAAAGAAGUAGAUACUCCGCCAUUUCCAAUCCAAUUGAUUCAGCAAGAACCAAAUCCGGCAUUGCCGCCAAAGAUGAAUCGAAGUAGUCAGAGAUACCAUGUUGUCAGUGCAGUUCCAAAAAUUCAGACCAUCACCAAAGCUGGUGGCACAACAUCGGCAGCUCACUAUGUGCCCCGGAUGAUUCCUUAUAGUGCCACAGCUAACAGUCAGUACUGCAAAUCUCUGCCACGCAAUGAAGAAGCUCUGAAGAGUAUGCAAGCUUUUGUCUUCGAUGCCCGAAUGGCUGAAAAAUCUCACAGUAUGCACAAAAUUCAUCAGCCAACAACGACCAUAGUCUAUGGAUUCCCACCAGCUGUCAAUCACAUCACUUAUUCCCUCCCGAAGACUUCUACGGCUAGUUUUUGUGGGAAAUCCGGCACAAGAUGUUCAAUCUCGGAAGUUGUGAGUAAAGUCCCAUCCGUCAUCAAUAUUCCAUCGCCCACGACAAAUGCUGGAGGAACUCAGGGACAGAGUUACCAGCAGGCACAGAGGCAGCAGCAACAACAUGGUCCCGGGAGGACCAAUGCAGUGCAUCGAAAUGAAGAGAAACCCCUGCCAGUUUGUACCACAUCGAAGAACUGCUCAAAUCCCAAGGAGCACUUUUUGCCCAAUGACACAAGUCUCGAUGAUGACUACCUGAGUGAAUGUGAAAAUUGUAAAUCGGCCCAUGGAUCGAGGUACUAUUUGGAUGUGGAGACGGAAGAAUCGCCCCAGGAAACGAUGACGCUGCAGAGGAAGAUGCCGGACAAUGAAGAGGAUCAGCCCUAUUAUCGAGCUUCACUGACGCUACCUACCAAUACCAAACAAAAAACAACAUCACUGAAAAACAGUCGAGAGACUUGGUUCAGCUCCAUUCCAGGGAGUUCAUCGUCUGAUGACGAAGCGUGUGAAUGAGAUUUAAGCAAUCUUAUUUAAUUUAAUAACACCAUCAAUUAAAUUAAAUAAGGCAUUCUUCUUUUUAAAAGCGUAAACGAUCUAAAAAAAAUAAUCUGAGGAAAUUUAUCAGUAUAUAAAUUAACUUUUAGGAUAAAUUGCAACAUUACUCGAAUAAUAACUUCUCGUUCUUCAAUGUUAUUGCAAAGACAACAAUGCAAACGAAAGCAUUUUAGGUUUAAAAGGAAACAAAAAGAUAAAGAAAUCGUAAUCUAAUAUCUUUCAUGAAUUAAUCCACCGAAUUUUACGUCCUCCUCAAAUGAUGAUUAUAUUUCAAAAAUAUAUUCGUCUUUGUUUUUUUUUAUAAUAUAAUUUCUAUUGGUAGUUAUAUUAUUAAUCGUGGUUGUUGUGAAAUCUUUUCAAAUGAUGUGUGAAGAUAUAAAAAGAAAAUGAUACCAAAAAAAAAUGAUAAAAUAGUGUAUAUUUCUGAUAAUUGUAGGAUGUUAAGAAGGUAAAAGUUGGGAAGAAUUUUAGGAACAAAAAAUAUAUAUAAAUAAAAAGAUAUCUCGUGAACAGUUUAGUCCGUUUAGUAAUAUUCUUGAUCAUUAGUAAAAAAAACAAAAACAGAAAAUAAAAACUGAAGAAGUGUUUAGAAAAAUUGAACAAAAUAACAAUGUAGGGAAUAUCAAUAAAAAUUUUUCGUCUCUAUAAAAUGGUUAAUUAGAAAGAAAACUAUAAGAAAUACAUGAGGAAUUAGUGAAGAUAUUACAACCAAAUAUUAAUGACAUACAAAUUUAAUGUUUAAAAGUAUAAUCAGUGUAAACUUGUUACUCUUACCGUGAAAAAAAACAAUCAAUUCAGAAAUAUGACUUUGAGACAUGAGUUUGGAAACAAGAGUAAAGAGGGGGAGAGAGAAAUAAGUAAAUUACGAAUAAUUAUGAAUUAAUGUGUCAUUUAUUCAAAAUAAUUGUAAUAGUAAACUUUAAAAAUAGGAGACAAAUUAAUAGUAUUCAUCAACGCAGUAUUAUCUAUCGAUAUUUGAAUUUAAGAGACAAAGAAAAAAAAGAAAAGAAACGUGUAGUUGUUCUUCAAAAUACUUAAAUUAAUCUCUCGCUCAACAAGAAUAAUACUUGCCAAAGCCAAACCAAAGUGUUGAAUUCUAAUCUAUCAAGAAAAAAAAGUUGAAAGGAAAAACUUGAGUUUUUUUUACGUAACAAAAAAAUUUCUUCAUCUCUUGUUACUAAAUCGUAAAAAGAUUGAUUAUAUCAACUUAGAAAAUAUGCCGUAAAUUACUAAAAAAAAAAAUAAUGUGAUUUUUUGGCCUAUAUCUCAACUUUUUUUCACUAAUUUCUUUUUACUUCGUUAACUACUUACGUAACUAAUAAAUUGACAUAAUAAAUAUAUUAACAUUAUACAUGUAUUAUUGUAAUUAAAUUAAAAAAAAAGUAUAAUGUGCUCUAUAAAAAAGGAAACAAAAA